This is a messenger RNA of Nicrophorus vespilloides, 713 nucleotides long. RefSeq lists its product as uncharacterized. The coding region runs from base 95 to 562 and encodes 155 amino acids. NCBI's taxonomy places the organism in Eukaryota, Metazoa, Arthropoda, Insecta, Coleoptera, Silphidae. The transcript is spliced from 4 exons. The record is from RefSeq and is a predicted model, not a curated record.
UCAGUUGUUGCUUCUGCGAGUUUCGGUCUAAAUCCAUUCAGAGAGAGCUUCGAGGUGUUUUUAGGAAGUGACUCUGAUUUUAUAAAUUUUCGAGAUGUUGAAAAUUUGCCUGUUUGCUUUUGUUGUUCUGAUCGGAUCCGUUAAAUUGGAUUCGAUUCCUUUCAUGGAUUGCGGUUCUGGUGAUAAUCUGUUGGAUGUCGAUAUCAUAGGAUGCUCGAGGCUCCCUUGUCCUGUCAAGAUGGGAGGAGAACAUUCGAUUAAAAUUAGCCUCAUCUCAAAAAUGCCUAGCAAACAUUUAAAUCAGAACGUCGAAUUGAUCGUGAGAGCGAUCCAUACCAGGAUUCAAGUGACGCCCGAUGAUCCUUGCCACGAGAUUAAUUGCCCAGUUAGCCUGAACCGCAACGCCAGUUUGAACGCGAUCAUGCACAUACCAAAAACCGGACUUGUACCGUUGGACGCAAUUUUGGUAUGGAAAAUCCACAAUGACGCAGGAGAUCAAGUAGUCUGCAUGGAAACUGAGGUCACCAUCGAAAAAUCGAAAAUGGAAUACGAAUUGGAUUAAGCCAAAAAUUUCAAAAGGAAAACAAACGGAGAUUAGAGAAUUACCAAAACCAAAGAAUUAAUUAGUCUCUACAAACCUUAAUUAAGACACUUCCAAUAUUUUUGUGUUUUUUUUUGUGUGUGUUUCUAAUUAAAUAAAUAAAGAAACAAAA